Messenger RNA from Folsomia candida, 1263 nucleotides. Its product is annotated as adenylate kinase 7. The transcript has 10 exons. The record is from RefSeq and is a predicted model, not a curated record. NCBI's taxonomy places the organism in Eukaryota, Metazoa, Arthropoda, Collembola, Entomobryomorpha, Isotomidae. The coding region runs from base 118 to 1263 and encodes 381 amino acids.
UAAAGUAUUUAUUUUCAGACCAUUAAUUAAUACAAUUUACUUGUAAAAGUUCUAAAUGUUGCAUUUUCUUGUACACAGGAUGCAAAGAGUCAAAUUCCUAAUUGGUUGUGGGCCGUAAUGCAAACAGAAGAUUACGACGCCUAUCUGAAAGAAAUACUAAAAUGCAGCGUUGUUAUUUACGACCUUACCGACAACCCCACGAUGGAAAGGUUUGAAGAAGUCCGAGCAGUUUGUGACGCAUUUCGAGCUAGAGUCCCAACUUUUAAGACUCGACGAGUUUUUAUUCUCAUCAGUUCGGUCCACUCUUGGUACCACACCAAGUCCCCCGAUCCAAGUGAUCCAAACGCCUACCUCUCAGAGCAAGAUUACCGAAGAAGAAGAACUAAACCGGCGUACCGUGACCUCCAACUCCUGGAGAGGUACGUCGUAGCCUCUGGAAAAAUGACGAAGGGAAUGUUCAAGGCGUACGUGGUGGGAGCAGGAGCCGUGUAUGGGGCUGGAGAAGGACCUCUUCAUCACUGGUUCAAAUCCGCGUGGCAUAACGCCAAAUAUUUACCCAUCUACGGAACAGGGAAGAACUUCUUGCCUACGGUGUACAUUAAGGAUUUGGCCAGCAUUCUUCAAAAUGUCAUGGACUUUACGCCACGACGCCAGAGAUACAUUCUGGCCAUCGAUCCAAUCUUGUGCCAACAGGAUCAAAUUGUCAAGAGCAUCAGUGAAUGUUUGGGGACUGGGCGAGUGAUGAAAUUGCCGGAAGAAGACAUUUACCUCAACAGGGAACUCUCGACAUUUCAAGCUGACCAACUUCAACUGGACCUCAAAAUUGAAACGACCUUUUGCCGAGAUAAUUUCAACGUCGACUUCACAGCGGAAAAGGGAAUGAAUAUGUUGAUUAGCAAGAUAGCUGCAGAGUACAAAAAAUCACGAAAUCUCGAACCGCUGAAAGUAUGCAUCUUGGGUCCACCGGGAGUAGGCAAGUCCACAAUCUCUCGACAGAUCUCUGACAUAUAUCGCCUGAACCACUUCACACAAGCGGACAUGAUAGCUUCCACGAUCGAAAUUCUGAGGGACAUUGCAGGAGAUCAGUCCGAACCCGACAUCGUUGGACUGGAUGUCAGUCGGGAGGAGGAUGCUCGUGAAGCGGCCAAGAAACUGCUGGCCGAGGUGGACCUCUCCCUUGGACCCAUGGACGGCACCGAUGCGGAGAGCGAAAUUGCUCGAAAAAGUGUCUCGCAACUCGGCGAUGAGAUAAUUUGCAAGUAA